UGACUGAUUAGUUCUAAAUGGUUGUAUGAUGGAUGAAGUUGGCGCUGCGAUCAGUGAUCUAUAUGCGUUUCAAGAAAGCCCGUUCUUAGGGCUUUCUAUUUCGAGCCAGCGAAAAUCAUACCGCGACUCUGCCAUCAUUGGUCAUUAACAAGUCGUAAUAUAUUAAAUAAUAUAAUAUUUAAUAUUUAUCCUAAUGUAUGACGAAAGUCUAACUGAAAAAGGACGAAAAAAGAUUUAUAUCUUACAAAUUUGAACUCUCCGUAUAGGUUAGGAACUUUGUAAAUAUAAAUUUACGUAUAACCCGUACGUAGAUUGACAAACCAACAACACGUGGAGCUGAGCUCAACCAGUUCUUUUCAAAAUGGAGAGCAGCACGGAUGAUGACAGCGUGCUGGGGAGUGAGGACGUUAAACUGAGAACAGGAGAUUCGUUCGAUGGUUACUCUCAGCACCAUGGCUUGAGUGAUGCCGAGAAAAAUCCUCAUUAUUCCGAACUAGCACUGAAUAGCGCGCUGCCUUCUUUUAACGACAACGAUUGCUAUUCUUAUCCAAAGCGGAAGAGGGAAAUGUAUGAGAAUUUCUCGUCCUCCUCUUCCGACAAUGAAUUCGAUCAACAAUACGGCACCGCGUCCAAGUACGAUGAAGUGAAUACUAGUCAAAGUAUGAAUACGUUUGAAGCAAAAAAGCGCAAGCUGAAUUCGGCAGGUGGUACAAUCUGCAGUAUGUCUACGGAACAGUACAACGAAACGAUUGAACAAGAAAGCAGCGUGCACGUUAACGAAAGUAAAAGUGACGCGUCACACUUGUCAAAGGCCGAACGCAUGAUGACAAACAUGGGCUACAAGCCAGGAAAAGGUCUUGGGAAGCAUGACCAAGGGCGCGUGGAACCAGUGGAAGCAGUUAAGCAACGCGGUCGGAGAGGACUGGGACAUUUUGUGCCAGGAUUGACAGAGGCCAGUCUCAAAUGGGAUCCUCAAGAGGAGGAAGUAAAGGCCAUGGAGGACAUUGAAUGGUUGCAGAACAUACACCCCAAUGUUCUCGCGAGUGACGAUCUGGCGAAUUGGAUAAAGCUGGGACCAAAAAAGCAUACGAUCGACGACGAGGCUACCUUCUGCAGUUCCGAAAUCUUGGAGCAAGUUCUUAAAUCGAAGACGAUAUUUGACAAAUUGGACAAGGUUGAGAUGCGUAAAGCAAGGACUCGCUCGAAUCCUUACGAGACGAUUCGCAGUGCUGGCUACCUCAAUCGUGCUGCGGUCAAAAUGGCGAAUAUAAACCGCGCGUGUAAUUUUAUGUUCACCGACCAAAAGAGCUUGCAUCCGAACGAGCUGCUGUACUUCGCUGACGUGUGCGCCGGUCCGGGUGGAUUCAGCGAGUACGUUCUGUCGCGGAAAAAGUGGCACGCCAAGGGAUUUGGAUUUACUCUGAAGAACGAAAACGACUUCACGUUGGACGAGUUUUUUGCCGGACCAUGCGAGACUUUUCACCCUUUUUAUGGAUCCAAAGACAACGGUGACGUAUUUGAUCCGGUUAAUCAAGAAGAAUUUCGGUCAUUGGUGAUGAAACAUACGUACAAUAAGGGCGUACACUUUAUGAUGUCUGACGGAGGCUUCUCCGUGGAAGGCCAGGAGAACAUUCAAGAGAUUCUAUCGAAGCAACUAUAUUUGUGCCAGUGUUUAGUAGCACUAAUGAUACUGAGACCGGGUGGACACUUUGUGACAAAACUGUUUGACCUGUUUACGCCUUUUAGUGCUGGACUUGUUUAUCUAAUGUACAGAUGCUUCGAUAGUGUUUCCAUUUUUAAGCCGAAUAGUUCUAGACCAGCUAAUUCAGAACGUUAUUUAAUAUGUAAGAGGAAAAAGCCUGACACGCAAGCAGUGAUGGAAUAUCUUUCUCAAGUCAAUCAUUUACUCCUAAAGAAGAAUGACAACAAGGAUGUCACUCAGUUGGUGCCACUUGAUGAAUUAGAAGCGGAUACGUUAUUUGUAACGUAUCUGAGAAAUUCUAAUGAAACUUUAGGAAGAAAGCAGAUAGUCGGUCUCCUGAAGAUCGCUGCUUUCUGCGAGGAUCCAACGUUGACUGAACCAAAACAGGCAGCUAUGCGAAAGGAAUGCCUAGAAUACUGGGACAUACCCAACAAAACUCGCGUCAGACCACAAAAUGUUAAACCGCAGGAUAAGAUAAGAGAAAUUUUAGGCAAUUCUAUAAGGCUCCUGGGAUGCGACGCCACAAAGUUAACAAACGACAAUGUGAAAAGUACUGUACUAAAUCAACCAUACGAUUGGUAUUGCAUGCCCUGUGGUUCUGGGCCCUACAUUGAAGAGGAAAAGGCAGUGACAUUCUACCUAGGCUUAGGAAGGAGAAAAGUAUUUCGUUAUGUGAAAGGUGGCAAAUGGGAUUCUAUUGGUGAUGUAAAAAUAGAAUUGCCACGUGACACUCUUGUAUAUGCCGAGUUAGUAUAUGAGGCAAAGUGGACGGGAAAAUAUUUUUCCAAAACGCGUGCACUGCAUAUUUUGGAUGCCUACAUGCUUGGCGGAGAAGACGUUAGCAAGAGAUAUCUCUCUGACAGAUACAGGAUCACGAAAAAGUUUUGCGAUGCCUUGUGGAAGCCAGCUCCAAACGAUCAUGUUUGCGUGCGUGCCAAAGAGAGAUUCAUGUUGGGCCCUGAUAUAGAAAAGAAAUUGCGAAUCACACAACGACGUGUGAAGGGUAUGUCCAUUGCGUUGGAAUUCCCGAAAAACCCCUUAGAAUGUGACGACAAGGAUGAUAUGGAACCCCUCUAUCUCGCUCCUAAUAGUAUACUUUUCUUAAGAAGUACCGCUCAUCCUUGGUCCCGUCAUCUUAGUCAGAAAACACUUCAAUUUUAUGUUUUUAAUAAGAAGACAGAAACGACAGAAUACGAAAUUCGGAAUGGAAUUCCAAAUAGGCCGCCCGAAGCUGAAGCGAGUUUCGAACAAGCAUUCGAGGGACGUAUUAUUUGGCACUGGCCAAAUAAUACUGGUGACGAUAAACUAAGUAUGGAUAGUUUAGUAAAGUUGAUUAAGAAUUCAUUGCAAAAAAUUUGAUUUGCACACUGUAUACGUGCUGUGUGUCUCAACAUCCUCUCAAAAGUUUGAAAUGAAAUUUGUUUUCAAUUAGAUAAAGAUUUGCUAAUUGAAAAAGCAACAUCUAUAUUUAUUAAUUUUGAUUUAAGUAUAAAAGAUGUAAGACUGUAUUCACAUUUCGUUAUAUGUACUUUUCUUGUAAAUGAUACAAAAUGUAAAUAUUUUUUAUGUUAAUACAGGUUAUGUAAAUAAGUCAUGGAAUUAUUGAUGAAAUAAUCAUGAAACUAUCAUUAACAAAUUGCGAUAAUUUUAGUUAAGUAAUUAUUACUUAUGUAAUUAGAGAUUCUCUGUUAAUUACAAGUAAUAUUAAAUUUAUGUUUAUCUAUAUUCAAGACAUUAACAUACUGGAUUAAUUUUUCGUACCUGCAAUUAUAUUAACCACAGUUUCUUUAAUUAUUUUACGCGAGUGCUAGCUACCUGCAAUCUGUGAUAAAAACAGAAACAAAAAUUCAUAAUAAGUUAUAUUAUUAUUGCUAAUAUACACAUUGCCAUUACAUAUAUAUAUAUAUGCAUAACUCAUGUAUAUAACUUGUGUAUAUAUCUUGUAAUAUGUCACUCAUGUAAAUAAUAUAACAAAUAUUUAAAAAA
Molecule: messenger RNA, 3688 nt
Organism: Ooceraea biroi (clonal raider ant)
Lineage: Eukaryota; Metazoa; Arthropoda; Insecta; Hymenoptera; Formicidae
Gene: Cmtr1
Product: Cap methyltransferase 1
Biological process (GO): 7-methylguanosine mRNA capping; methylation
Cellular component (GO): nucleus; cytoplasm
Molecular function (GO): nucleic acid binding; methyltransferase cap1 activity
Source: RefSeq, a predicted model, not a curated record